CAAAAGGACACUCUCGGCACCAUGCCGUCGUCCCUCGCGAGCCAGCUGCAAAAUAUUGCGUCGGUGGACGCUUCGCGCCUGACAUCGCGGUACGGUCAGCCGUCGUCCAAGUCGUACCUCUUCCCGCCAAAAGUCGCCGAGGCGCAGGACCUCGAUGCCGUCUUCGCGCUCGCCCAGUCGGGCUUCGACGAGCUGCUGCACCUCGACCCCGAGAUCGAGGAGUUUGAGCGCGAGCUCUUCUCCGAGGCCGCCAAGCGCACCGAUCGCAUGAUGCUCAACAAGGAGGAGAACGAAAAGCUCGACAUCACCCUCGGCCGCUGUAUCCGCCGACUUGGCAAGUGGGUCGGCAUCAUGGCCGGCGGCAAGUGCAUCGAGUGGCUUGUGAGGCGAUUCCGUGUCCACGAGUUCAACGCCGAGGUCCUGUUGCAGGCCUUCCUCCCCUACCACGACUCGCCCAACUUUGCGCGCGUCCUCGCCAUCCUCUCCCUUCCCACCUCGUCGCCGUACUCUGCGCCGUUUGCUCCGCUCGUCAAGGCCGCACAGCAGGUGCCGCGCGAGUACAUUACCACGGCCGUCUCGUCGGCCCGCGACCCGUCCCUCCGCCUCCUCACGGAUGUCGCCGAGUCAGUCAAGACGGCCGUGACCGAGCAGACGGUUCACCGUGCUCUCCUUGCGUUCUGGACCGCUACCCUCGUCGAUCUCCUGGAGCGCACGCGCUCAUCGAACGGUCGUAUCUCAGAGGGCGUGGUCAAGGUCCUUGUCGAGACGUUUGUCACCCUCCUGUCCAUCCCGCACGCCGGCGCCGAGGUCAACGCCGCCAUCUACCCCCCUCUCGUCCUCCUUACCAGGACAGUCCACCUGUCGGACCCCGCGUUCCUGGCCAUCGUCGAGUCGCUCCUGACCCCUAACUCGGGUGCCAACCCCUCCCAGCGCCUCCUCACCCUCCUCGUUAUCCUCGACCAGCGCAAGGGCUGGGAGGGCGGUCUCGGCGAGGACGCCGCUGAGCGCCUCGCCAAGAUUCCCCAGAUCGGCGACCUCCUUGUCGCGGCCAUCGACAAGUACAGCUUUGUCGAGGCUACCAAGGCCCUGGUCGGUGCUCUCGUCGAGGAUGUUACUCUCUCGCAGGAGACCCUCACCAAGCUCGUGGACUACCCUACCCUCGCGACCCCGGUUGUUGAGCUCGUCGUCGCCAAGCUCCUCGAGACCCCGGCCGAGGUCCACUCCAUUGCCCGGCCACUCCUCAGCACUCUCCGCCAGCGUCACCCCAACCUCACUGACGCUGCCGUUAUCGAGGCUUCGGCCAGCGCUCCGGUCGACCCUACCCUCGUGCAGUGGACGUCUGCGGAGAGCGCUUUCAUCGACGUCCACUCCGCUGACGUCGCUAGCCGUGUCAGCGGUGUCAAGGAGAUGUACGCCGUGGCAGAAGCCGCCGGUCUCAACACUUCCAACGCUGCCGAGCUCCUCGGUGCCUCUGCGGACGAGACGCUUCGUUCAGCUCAGACGGCUAUCCUUGCUCGCAUUCGCGACACGGAUGUCGCGGUUCUCACUGCGCUCUACGCCGAGCCCGACCUUCUCCUCGCCCUCCUCAACGGCGUCGACUACAUCGAGACUGUCACUCCCGCGUUCGUCGCUUCCAAGCCGGUGCGCGAGGCUCUAGGGCUCCACCUCGGCUUCCUUGCCGCCUCGUACAUCCCUGCUCACUCGGACACCAAGAACAAGGUGUUUGAGAAGCUUCUGCUCCCCAACCUCCUUGCUACCGAAGAGCGCCGUGCCUUUGGCCCCGAGCAGUGGACCUCAGUUGUCAAGGCCUCCCGUCUUCUGGACCGCGUCCAGAGCGGUGUGGCCAUCAAGGCUUCCAGGGAUGAGCUGGUCAAGUUCAACCAGGAUCUCAUCAAGUCGCUCACUCGUGCUAUCGCCUCUAGCGGCGACAUUGGCGCCCACGUUGACGCCCUGAUUGCCAACCUGUCGGCGGCCCUUCCUGCAGCUCGCCUUUUGGCUUCGCUCACUCUUGCCGAGCUCGUCACGUCCGCCAGCGGCUACCAGCACGUUGUGGCGGCCCGCUCUCUUACUGCUCUCCAGUCGCACCUGGCCGGAAAGCAGAUGCGUGACAUUGAGCAGGUCGAAGCUCCUCUCGCUGCCGACCUCCUCAAGGUUGUUGUCAGCAAGCCCGCGGUUGCCAAGACCCAGCAGCGCGCGUACCUCGCCCUUCUUACUUCGGCCAUUGCCCUCAAGGAGCCUGCCGAGGCCCAGACCAACUGGCUCAACGAUGUGGCCGAAGAGUCUGCCGAGGCUCAGUCCCGCGUCAUCACGCACUCGCUCUACCGCUGGGCCAACAGUGCCAACCUCUCGGCUGCUGUUUCGCGUCAUCUUCUUCAGGCUGUUCUGUCCCAGCUUGGCGAGGACGCCUUGAUCUUCCUCGCGUCGGUUUGGACAGGUCAGGUCGAGUCCUCGCUCCGUGUGGCUGCGCUCCGCCACGCCACGGCCUUUGUCAAGGCCUACACUGGCACUACCAAGGCCACCGACUUCCAGGUGGUUAUCCCUGCCGCCCUCGUCGCGCUCCAGGACUCGGCCAAGCCCGUUCGCGAGGCCACUGCUGCCCUCCUCCGUGCCAUUGCUGCCACGCCCCAGUCGGGCGGUGCCGACAUCUAUGGUCUCGACGCUAUCUACGGCUCGCGUUCCGACCUUGUGCAGCUCCUUAAGCCUUCCGACCUUACCAAGUACCUCGAGGCGAUUACCAAGGCUCUCGACGACAUGGUCAUCGACGCUGGCCGCCUCGCUUCGGUCCACGCCUCCGUGCUCGACUCGCAGAAGAAGGACAAGAAGGAGGUUACGCAGCGUCGUGACGUCGUCGACUGGCUCAUGUCGCACAUUCUCGCAUGGAGGUCGGACGCUCCUCGCCGCUCGCUUCUGUCUUCUCUUGCGCGGGUCAUCAACGUCUCGAGGCUCUAUGGCUCCCUUCCGCUCCUCACUCCCCUUGUUGACUCCGCCAAGGACGAGGACAGCUGGCUGUCGACUCUCCCGCCGACCCACCGCAAGGAGUACUUGGAGCUUGCAUUCGGCUCGUUUAUCGCUCCCCAUGUCUCAGCCGUCAACGAGAACAACAGCGAGUCGUGGAAGUUCCUCGUCGAGCUCGUUUCUUCGUCGCCUACACCUGUUCUUCUAGAGCUUCGCGCAAUCUCCCUUGCUCGUCUCACGGACGGUCUCUUCGAUGGCAUCCGCUCUCCCCUCAAGCCAGAGUAUGUCGAGACUCUCAUCCACUCGCUCCACUCGCUUUCUUCGGACGACAACCUCACUUCGAAGGUAGCCGUGGCUAAGCUUGUUCUUUCGCCGGCGGAAAUUGUCAAGGUGCUCGAAGCCCUCCUCGAGCCCUUCGAGUCUCCUGUACACAGAAAGAAGGCCAAGACCGACGACGAUGCGGACAGGAUUGAGCAGGCCGUUGCCGACCUCACCGUCUUCAUCGAGUCGCGCGACUGGAAGGCUCUGCCUGGCGACGCUCCCGUCGUGGCCUCGCUCAUGGGCGUCCUUGCUACGAUCCUUUCCAAGCGCCAGGCGAUCAAGGAAGGCGUUGACUACCUUGAGCAGGAGAUUCUUGGUGCCAUUCUUGCCCAGAUCGAGCAGAUUACCGACGCCAACGAGAUUCUCCGUGCUCGUGUCGGUAUCGAGGUCAUUAUCAAGACCAUCCGCGCGUCUUCGAACCCUCGUACUGCUCAGCGCGCACUUCUCGUCGCCUCAGAACUCGCUCGCCUCAUCCCCGACACUGUCCUCCACAACGUUAUGCCCAUUUUCACCUUCAUGGGCAGCAGCGACCUUCAGCGAGACGACGCGUUCAGCUUUGGUGUUGUCGAGAAGACCGUCGAGCGUAUCGUCCCCGUUAUGGCCGCUUCGCUCAAGGACAAGGCGGAGACCAAGCUCGAACUUUACUCCGAGUCCCGUACGUUCCUCUCCAUCUUCACCGACAUGGCCGCCCGUCUGCCCAAGCACCGCACCCUGCCGUUCUUCGUCCACCUCGUCAAGUCGCUUGGCGCGGAGGACUUCCUCGCACCCGUGUCCAUGCUGCUCGCCGACCGUAGUGGUAAGGGCAAGAAUGCGGCGAACGGCUCUCUCGAGCUCUCGCUCAGCGUUGCGUCCGCAUUCUCUCCCGCCCUUCGCACCGAGGUCACCCUCGAUAUUGUCCAGGAGGUCGGCCGUAUUAUCAACGACUCGAGUGACAGCAGCAGCAGCGACGAAGCCGAGAGCACCUCGUUCCUUGCCAAUGGCGAGGCAGGCACUCGCCAGGCCACUGUCCUUCUUCAGCUCGCCGCUGGUCUCACCAAGCAGCUUGUUGGCCGUGUCACUCCACAGCCCGUGGUGGAGGAGAUUGUCUCGGGUCUCAUCUCGCUCGCUGCCAGCCCUGCGGUGACUGAGGAAGUUGCCGACCAGAUCGACACCGCCCUCUCCGGUGCGAUGCAGCUACUCUCCGUGGGCUCGUUCUUGGACAUUACCGCGCGUAUCCUUGAGUCUGGCAACGCCACAGACAUUAGCCGCGCGCUCGACCUGUUCGCCACUCGCCUUCCCCUUAUCAGGCCCGAGCUCCGCGGCCAGUCUGCGACCGCCAUGGGUACAAUCAUCCGCCGUACCGCCGCUCUUCUGGACGACCGUGGACCUGCCACCGCCAACGUCAUCGCUGCCCUCGGCCGCAUUGUCUCCACCGCUAUCAAGAGCGAGGACAGCCCUCUUGCGGCCAUCACUCCCAUCGUCGUUGCUGCCUCGAAGGGAGGCGACUUUGUCGAGGAGUCCGUGGCGCUCCUGGCGGCCCUCGUCCGCCACCUUGGUUCUCGUGCCAUUCCUUUCAUCCAGGCGGUUCUCGACGCGUGCUUGUCCAUUGCACGCAACACGACGUCGUCGCCGGCUGCUGUCGAGGCGAGCUUCGCCACCAUCGCGACCCUUGUCGACACUGUGCCCACCUUCGUGUCCAGCAAGCAGCUCGUCACCGUCCUCGGCGCCGCGGCCGAGUACCGCGCCACCGACGAGGCUACCUCGUCUUCGCUCAUCACCGCCAUUGCCAAGCGCAUCCCCACCAAGACGCUCAUUCCCGUCGUCAUGGAGCUGUGGAAGUCGAUCCAGUCGGCACCUGCGUCGUCAAUCGAGGCCUUCUUCUACCUCCUCCGCCAGACCCUCCGCCACGGCGACUCGAAGGCGAUCCCCAGCCACACCAAGCCUCUCUUUGCCUUCUUCCUCGAGGUGUUCGACAUCCGCCACAAGGCCGGUGCGCGUAUGGAGCCGGAGGCUGUCGAUGCGGCCGAGACUUCGGCGAUCAGCUCGUUCCUCGAGCUGGUCAUCAAGCUCUCCGAGGCUGCGUUCAAGCCCCUCUUCGUGCGCCUGUACGACUGGGCAGUGGUGGACCUCUCGGCGCCUGCUUCCGACGCUCACGUCGUGGCGCGCCGCAAGAUCCUCCUCCGCGUCAUGGACGGCCUGCUCGGCAAGUUCCGCCACCUCCUCACCCCGUACAUGGCGACGCUCAUGCCGUUUGUCGAGGAGCUGCUUGCAGCCUACUCGCUCGGCGAGGUCGAGGACGAGUCGCUGUGGGCUCUGCUCCUCCGCGUCAUCGCCCACUCGAUGGACGUCGAUGACGGUGUGUUCUGGACCGACGCGGCGCUCCUCAAGCUCCUGCCUCUGGUUGUCGAGCAGCUCAGCCUCUUCCCCAGCACAACAGCCACGCCCGAGUCGCCUGUCGCCAAGGCCCUCGCUGCGAUUGCCGCGACGACGUCGUCCGAGGCCACGCUCAAGAAGGUCAACAGCGCCAUCUGCCUGGCUACCCGCGCCGAGGAGCCCAAGGCGCGCAUGGCGGCGUUGUACGCCCUCGACGCGGCAUGGGAGCGCCACUCGGACGAGCUGAUCCAGUUCGUUCCCGAGACGGUUGCCGAGUUCCUCGCCGAGCUGCUCGAGGACGAGAACUCGGAGGUCGAGGGGCUCGCGCGCAAGGUGCUGGCACGUAUCGAGGGUGUCACUGGCAGCCUCAAGGAGUACCUCGAGUAGAUGUAGGCUUUGUCUUGUAACACUAGAAUCACAUGCAUGGGU
Vanrija pseudolonga is the source of this 6057-nucleotide messenger RNA. It is a transcript of the gene UTP10, whose product is annotated as U3 small nucleolar RNA-associated protein 10. Gene Ontology annotation, cellular component: 90S preribosome; t-UTP complex; small-subunit processome. Gene Ontology annotation, molecular function: snoRNA binding. The record is from RefSeq and is a predicted model, not a curated record. Gene Ontology annotation, biological process: positive regulation of transcription by RNA polymerase I; maturation of SSU-rRNA from tricistronic rRNA transcript (SSU-rRNA, 5.8S rRNA, LSU-rRNA). Lineage: Eukaryota; Fungi; Basidiomycota; Tremellomycetes; Trichosporonales; Trichosporonaceae. The transcript has 2 exons. Bases 22 to 6015 code for a protein of 1997 amino acids.